Messenger RNA from Scleropages formosus (Asian bonytongue), 4693 nucleotides. It is a transcript of the gene ogal, whose product is annotated as O-GlcNAcase like. The transcript is spliced from 16 exons. Gene Ontology annotation, biological process: glycoprotein metabolic process. Gene Ontology annotation, molecular function: beta-N-acetylglucosaminidase activity. Lineage: Eukaryota; Metazoa; Chordata; Actinopteri; Osteoglossiformes; Osteoglossidae. The coding region runs from base 392 to 3064 and encodes 890 amino acids. The record is from RefSeq and is a predicted model, not a curated record.
GCGAGCGAGCGGAGGGACAGUUCGACGGCUUCCGCCAGAAAUUGUAAAUUAUUCUCUCGGAACGAACAAAAGAGGGGCUGUGGUAGUGCCGCCCAUACUACGAGAGUAUCUUGAAAGAAUAAGAGAGAAGAACUGGAGAGGAAGGUGUGGGGCUGUUUGUAGUCGACCGCGUUGCGUUGGCUUGUCGGUUGUUGGCGCAGUGCGCUCGGCUCGCGCUUCGCUCCCCUUCUCUCCCUCCCGCCUCUGUGCCACAUUUCGGAAGAGGAAAGACACCCCCCAUGGCAUUGGCUCGUUAACUCGUUCAGCUGCCGUCCUUUCCGAGCCGGUAUGAGCAGGUUAGCCGCCGGUUGACCGCGGCUAACGGAACCGCCGGGCUCCAUCCGUGUGGGACAUGGUCCAGCAGGAGAAGACCAUGGAGUCCAGGCAGCAAGCGGAGGACGCGGGCGCCUCGAGCCCCGGGACCGCCGAGGGCUCCAUCGAGGAGCCGGGCGGAGUGGAGAGGAGCGGCCGCCGGAAGUUCAUCAGCGGGGUCGUGGAGGGCUUCUAUGGGCGCCCGUGGACGAUGGAGCAGAGGAAAGAGCUGUUCCGAAGGCAACAAAAAUGGGGGCUGAACACAUACUUGUAUGCUCCAAAGGAUGACUGCAAGCACAGAAUGUUCUGGAGAGAGAUGUACUCUGUGGAAGAAGCAGAACAACUCAUGACCCUCAUGGCAGCUGCUAAAGAACAUGGCAUUGAAUUUAUAUAUGCCAUCUCCCCUGGACUUGACAUCACAUUUUCUAGUCAGAAAGAGGUUUCUACACUCAAGAGGAAGCUGGAUCAGGUCUGUCAGUUUGGGUGCAAGUCCUUUGCCUUGCUCUUCGAUGACAUUGACCCCAACAUGUGCCCGGCAGACAAGGAGGUGUUCAGUUCUUUUGCUCAUGCCCAAGUGUCAAUUACCAAUGAAAUCUUUCAGUACUUGGGAGAACCGGAGACAUUUCUUUUCUGCCCCACAGAGUAUUGUGGGACGUUCUGCUGUCCCAAUGUCCCCCAGUCACCUUAUUUGAGGACUGUUGGUGAGAAGCUACUCCCGGGGAUCGAUGUGCUCUGGACAGGUCCAAAAGUUGUUUCAAAAGACAUAACAGUGGAGUCCAUCGAGGAAGUGUCAAAGAUCUUGAAGAGAGCCCCAGUCAUCUGGGACAAUAUCCAUGCCAAUGACUAUGAUCAGAAGCGCCUCUUUCUGGGUCCCUACAAAGGCCGUUCUACAGAGCUGAUCCCCAGGCUUAGAGGGGUGCUCACUAACCCUAACUGUGAAUUUGAGUCCAACUUUGUAGCCAUCCACACCCUGGCUACCUGGUACAAGUCCAACAUGAAUGGUGUGCGGAAGGAUGUCGUCAUGACGGAUGGCGAGGACUCGGCGGUGUCCAUCCAGAUUCGACUGGAGAACGAGGGCAGCGAUGAGGAGCUGGAGACAGACAUGCUGUACAGUCCCCAGCUAGCCCUGAAACUGGCUCUCACAGAGUGGCUGGGGGAGUUUGGGGAGCCCCAUCAGUACAACAGCCGUCAGGUGCCGCACAGUGGCCCUAAGAGCUCAGCCAUUGACGUGGCCACACUGGUUUCCCCGAACCUGGGCUCAAGUACCACUGUGACCACAGUAUACCAACAGCCCAUUAUGAGUCAGGCAGCUGGCUCAGCUGAAGGCGAACAACAGCCCCCAAAGCGCGAGCCUGAGGAGGAGCCUAUGGAGACAGCUGCGGAGAAGCCAGAUGAGACGGACACUCCAGUUGCCAAGGCAACAGAGGAGCUGAAGCCUAUGGACACAGACAGGGAGGCUGUAAGUGAGGUGGCCUCCACAGAGGCAGCAACAACCUCUGUUCAGGAGGACCCAGGCAGUGAUGUGGCACCCAUGCAGACAGAUGAGCAGCUGGGCAGGGAGCCCUUUGUGCCAGGCCCUGAUGAAAAGCCACUGUACACAGCAGAGGCGCUCACUCUGGAGGACCUGAACCUGCUGGCAGAACUCUUCUACCUACCCUAUGAACAUGGCCCUAAAGCGGCACACAUGCUCAGGGAGUUCAACUGGCUACGUGCCAACAGUGGAGUGGUCAGUGUCAACGCCAAGAGCAAAGAUCCCGAAAAGGUGGCAGAGUGGCAGGGGAGAGCGGACAAGUUUGAGGAGAUGUGCUGUGCUGUCAUUCGCAUGUUCACCAGGCUCUCAAACUCCGCCAACAGGACUAUCCUCUAUGACCUCUACCCCUACAUCUGGGAUAUCAAGAGCAUAGUAUCCAUGGUCAAAUCUUUUGUCCAGUGGUUAGGGUGCCGUAGUCAGUCAUCGGCACAGUUCUUAAGCGGAGACCCAGAGCCGUGGGCCUUUAGGGGCGGCCUAGCAGGGGAGCUGCAGCGGUUGUUGCCGAUCGAUGGGGCUAACGAUCUUUUCCACCAGCCACCACCUUCCUUGCCAACCUCCAAGAUCUACUCCAUAAGACCGUACUUCCCCAAGGAUGAGCCUGAAGUGUACAGGAUCUGUCGGGAGAUGUACAAGGAGGGGGUAGAUGGAGGCCCUUUCCCAGAGCAGCCUGAUUUGAUUGGAGACCGGUUUGUGGGAGGUCUCCUGAACCUCAGCCCCGACUACGGCUUCGUCCUUGAGGACGAAGAAGGAAUCUGCGGGUAUGCACUGGGCACGGCUGACGUCAAGCCCUUCGCCAAGAAGUGCAGGAUGAGUUGGAUCCCCAGUAUGCAGGAGAAAUACAGCAAGCCUGAUUCUGAGAAGGACUUGUCUGAAGCAGAGAAGAUGAUGUUGAGCUUCCAUGAAGAGGAAUAUGAAGAUGGCUUACCAGAGACCUUCCUCAGCAACUUCCCAUCCCUGAUCAAGGUGCAGAUCCACACCAAAGUCACAGAUCCUAGUGUGGCCAAGAGCAUGAUGGGAUGCCUACUGUCAUCACUCAAAGCCAAUGGCUCUCACGGUGCCUUCUGCGAGGUGAGGCAGACCGAUAGACGAAUGUUAGACUUCUACAGUAAACUGGGCUGCUUCGAAGUGGCCAAGAUGGAAGGUUUUCCAAAGGAUGUGAUUAUUAUGGGGCGGAGUCUGUGAGCCUGGGACCGGCUCAGAGCGUGGGCGUGACGGGAGAGUUGGUGGGUUGGCGCUGCUGCUUCCUGCGGGGAGAAGCGUAGAGCUGCAGUGUACGGACCUCAGCACACGAAGGUAUCGCUCCAGUGUCUGGAAGUGCUUACAAGGUCUCCAUGUGACAAUGUUGUCAAAUGUGCUUUGCCGCUCACAACACGAGUUCCAUCCUCAAAGGAGGCAGGUUAUCUUAAGUGUCUGAAAGAGCACCUCAAGAGUUCUCAGUAGUUCGUCCUUUUUUUUUUUUUUCUUUUUUUUUUUUUUUUUUUUUGAGGAGUAGGGUGGUGGUGGACAUCAGUUAAACAGCACUUCACCGGGUGUUAUACAUUGUAUUCACAGCACAGGGGAGAGGACACAGGUGCGAGUAAGGCCCUUCAAGUGAUUACAGAGCUCCCGUGUGAACAGAAACUGGCAUGUAAGCCUGGGUCAGCUGGUGCCUUGGCACGUGCGAACGUGCCAGUUUCAGUAUUAUGCCUUCAGAAAGCAGGGUGCAGUAAAACACACAAAAUGCUCAUGUACUUCCUUAAUUCUUGUGGUUAUCAGUACCGAAGCAGAAGCAUUGACCUUCCUUUCACAACUUAACACUUAAUGUUUUCAUUAUGCGGUUUGGCCCAAAUGUGCCCCUGUUGUUCAAUGUGUUUCUCACCCUUGAGAAUUCUGAUGGAACCUAUUAAUUUGUCAGACAAUUUGUAUGUGGUAAUAUUCUGAACACCUACGCCUCACAAGUGGAGACACUUAAAGCACUGGCCUUUAUUUCUUCUUUUUUUUUAAAAAAAGCCUUGUAGAUCAUAAGUGUCCCUGAUAAUUCCCAGUGGGGCUUACACUCACUCAUACUGUGUUUUUGCCGAACUCUUUGGGUGCAACAGUGCACCUGUUCUGUGAUGCAAAUUGCAAUACCCAGAUUUUUUUGUUUUGUUUAAGUAAUUGUCUAAGCCUUUAUGAUUGCUUAUGGUAGAAUUUGUAGUCUUCUUUUGGCUUUAUUCUUGCUGCAGUGUAUAGAUGCUGGAACCAGAACUAAUGCAGUUACUUGGUAUGAUCAAUGUGCCCUUUAUUCAAAAGCUUUGUUGAAUUUUUCUUGCUGACUUCUUUAACUUUAGGUAGUUCCAUCACCCCCAUGUUGUUUCAUCAUGUCAGAGAACUUUGAUCAGUGUGUCAGAUAUUCUCUACCAAUACUGUAUGUGUGAAGGGUGGGUGGCAGGGUGAUGUCCUGGAUGGUACAGGCUUCUCAAUUCACGUUUGCUGUGAUCAUGCUGUAGUUGACAAGGUAUUUGGUUUAUACCUCUGAAUUAGAUGACUAGGGCAUAAUUCGGAUAAAGUGAACAUUUACAUCACUGUAUUAGGUUUAUUGAAGGAAUGUUACACUAUGUUCUACUUAGAAUUUACAGUGUUUUCCUUGCAGUAUGUUAAUUUUUACAGCUUUUCUUUGGAGCGCUUAUUACGCAAGGGUUUUGAGCCAACAGCCUUGUGGUUAUGAUGAGCCUGGUUUCCUCACCACUACUCCUCAUUGAUGUCUGUGUAAAGAAUGUGAAUAAUUUCUGUAAGUAUUCUGUAUGUAAUUUAAUAUAAUUACAGUGUUUGAAUUUUAAUAAAGUUUCUUCU